This is a messenger RNA of Phialemonium atrogriseum, 2956 nucleotides long. Its product is annotated as OPT-domain-containing protein. The transcript has 2 exons. Gene Ontology annotation, molecular function: oligopeptide transmembrane transporter activity. Lineage: Eukaryota; Fungi; Ascomycota; Sordariomycetes; Cephalothecales; Cephalothecaceae. The coding region runs from base 76 to 2697 and encodes 873 amino acids. Gene Ontology annotation, cellular component: plasma membrane. The record is from RefSeq and is a predicted model, not a curated record. Gene Ontology annotation, biological process: transmembrane transport.
CAACCCGCCUCGUUUGUUUAAAGUAUGAUUUCCCCUCAUCCAAGCUUGAAGCAUCCGUAAGUUGCUUCUUCAGCCAUGUCUGGAGCGAUGGAAAUCACCGGGGAUGGGGUCAACAUGUCAGACCCCGAGAAGACCCAGAACCCACGGGUUACGUGUGAACGCAUUGGAGAUCAGGUCACUCACGAGAUGCUCGAGGUGCUCGCCCCUAACGGCGAAAGGGAGUACAUUCUGGACAAGAUCAACAACAUGACGGAGGAAGAAGCUUUGGCGAUCGUCCAGGAGUCGGUCAAGUUCCACGCGGACGACUGGAACUUCCCUUCCGACAUGAGGGAGCGCAUGAAGAGGCUUCUCGAAGGCCCAAAAGCGUACGGCGACUUUUACGAUCGCGACCUGCGGAUUGACGCCACCAUGAUGAGGUACUCGUCCCCCUAUCCUGGAGUCCGCUCCGUUGCGGAUCCCGUGGACGACGCCGAUGUCCCAAUCGAAACCAUCCGUGCAUACUUUCUGGGCAUCGGAUGGGCCGUGAUUGGCACCUUCAUGUCGACAUUUUUCAACAGCAGAUUCCCGUCCAUCAGCCUGAAUGGCUCGGUAAUCCAGAUAUUGCUGUUUCCGUGCGCCAAGUUCCUGGAGGCCGUGUUGCCCGAUUGGGGGGUUACCGUCAUGGGGGUUCGCCACUCGCUCAAUCCUGGACGUUGGAGCUUCAAGGAGCAAAUGUUUGCGACUAUCACGUACAACAUCGCCAUCUACACAACGAAUAGCUACUCCAUGAUACUCGUCCAGAGGUCUCCGGUCUUCUAUGGACAGACAUUCGUCACGUUUGGAUACCAGCUGAUGCUGACCUUGUUCGUGCAGCUCAUGGGCAUGGGGUUUGCGGGCUACCUGAGGCGGUUCAGCGUGUACCCAGUCAAGGCACUGUGGCCGACGAUUCUACCAACCAUCGCAAUGAACCGGGCCCUCACUCGUCCCGAGCCGAAGGAAAACAUCUACGGGUGGACAGUCUCGCGGUACAGGUUCUUCUACAUCUGCACCAUCUGUAUGUUCUUCUACUACUGGCUGCCCGGCUAUCUGUUCACUGCGUUAUCGACGUUCAACUGGAUGACCUGGAUAGCUCCGGAGAACGUUACACUGGCCAUCCUCACCGGAUCCUCGCUGGGGUUAGGCUUGUUCAACCCCAUCACGACAUUUGACUGGAACGUUGCCACGUCUUCCUAUGCUGCCCUGGCCCAGCCCUUCUUCAGCACAUGCACCAUGUACUUUGGGGGUCUCCUCGGCGGUUUGAUUAUCCUCGGGAUAUACUACAGCGGGAUGUAUAACACGGCUUACCUGCCCAUCAACUCGUCCUCUGCGUUUGCCAACGAUGGCACCGUCUUCCAGGUACAAAAAGUGGUCGUUAACAACAAGCUCGACCAGACGCUCUACCAGGAGUACUCACCUCCAUUCUAUUCGGCCGGAUACAUCUUGACGGUUGGGGCGAACUUUGCUUUUUACCCGGUUUACUUCCUCUACAUCAUGGCCAACCAGUGGACCACCGUGUCGACGGCUUACGUCGAUUUCUACAAGGGGCUGCGGUAUGGCAAGGGCAACUACGAAGGGGCCAUGGAUGUGCACAGCCGGCUAAUGUCCAGGUACAAGGAGGUGCCCGACUGGUGGUUCUUGCUGAUCUUGCUCGGCUCCAUUAUCGUCUCGAUGGUAUUCCUCAACAUCUACCCGCUCGAUACCCCCGUGUGGCUCGUGUUCCUGAUGAUCGGCAUCAAUCUCGUGUUUGCCGUCCCCCUCUCGUUUCUGUCGGCGACUACGGGGACCAAUCUGGGGCUGGGCGCUCUCAUCCAAGUCAUCACCGGGUAUAUGCUCCCCAACAACCCCAACGCCUUCCUGUUUUCGCAAACACUGGGUUCCUGGGCCCUGGCCGGGUACGGAGACAACUAUGUGCAGGAUCAGAAAAUGGCGCAUUACUGCAAGAUUGCUCCGCGCGCCGUGUUCCGGAGUCAGAUCGGCACGAUCAUCAUCACUUGCUUCGUCGCCGUCGGUACCCAGGACUUCAUCUUCAACAACGUCAAGGGCCUGUGCACGCCCAAGCAGCCCAGCAGAUUCACAUGCGCCAACGACGGGGCACCGCUGUACGCGAGCUCCCUGAUGUGGGGCCUGCUCGGGUCUAACCGCAUGUUUGGCUCGCUCUAUCCGCUUUUUAAGUGGUGCUUCCUCAUCGGAGUCGUCAUUGCUCUCGUCUUCUUGGUCGGGCAAGGUCUUGGGCCAAAGUACCUGCCCGGCGUGCGAGAACACCUACGGUCGAGGCUCAGGCCGAGGACCUUUGCGAUCCUAGAUCGGACUCUGUUCCCCUUUGUGGCUUCAUUGCUCUGGCUAAACCCCAUCCUGAUCAUCCAGGGAGUGCAGCACUGGGCGCCGUCCAACAUGUCGUACAAGACCCCGGGCAUGAUACUAUCGUUCAUCUUCAUGUACUGGCUCCCACGGCAUAGGCUGGCGUGGUGGGAGAAGUACAAUUAUGUUCUGUCGGCUGCCUUGACAGCGGGAGUGGCCAUCAGUGCCCUUAUCAUGUUCUUUGCGAUUGGAUAUAACCCCAUUAGUCUGAAGUGGUGGGGAAACACGGUCAGUUCAGCUGGAGUCGACGGGUCUAGUGUUGGCAUUUGGCCAAUGCCCGCCAGGGGAUACUUUGGUCCCGAAAAGGGGAGUUUUCCAUAGGUACUAGAUUACGGGGUGAGACAAGUAGUCAACCAGAAUGGGCGCCGUCUGGGACUCCUCAUCUGUGAUAAUGUGAGUAACCCGCUUGCCAGUGCCGUGUAUCCGCCAGCCUGCAACCAAGAUGGAAAAAACACAGAAGGCUAUUCUGGACCGCCCGGGCUUUCCCAAAUUUGUCUAGUUACAUGCUGGGCUGCCUCGUGUGGGGUCACCUCGAAUCCGGAGCUGUUGGAAGGAAGCGUCGCUUUCUGGGUUGGUAAAG